Molecule: messenger RNA, 3065 nt
Organism: Camelina sativa (false flax)
Lineage: Eukaryota; Viridiplantae; Streptophyta; Magnoliopsida; Brassicales; Brassicaceae
Source: RefSeq, a predicted model, not a curated record
ACCAGAAAGAUGGCCGGGAACGAUUGGGUGAACAGUUACUUGGAGGCGAUUCUCGACGUCGGUCAGGGUCUUGAAGAUGCUCGCUCCUCGCUUCUUCUUAGGGAGAGAGGUCGAUUCACUCCCAGCCGUUACUUUGUUGAAGAAGUCAUUACUGGCUUCGAUGAGACUGAUCUUCAUAGAUCCUGGGUUAAGGCUGUUGCUACGAGGAGUCCACAGGAGAGGAACACACGGUUAGAGAAUAUGUGUUGGAGGAUCUGGAAUCUUGCUCGUCAAAAGAAGCAGCAUGAGGAAAAGGAAGCACAGAGGCUGGCUAAGCGCCGGCUUGAGCGUGAGAGAGGUCGUAGGGAGGCAACAGCUGAUAUGUCUGAGGAGUUUUCAGAAGGAGAGAAAGGAGAUGCCAUCACUGAUAUUUCUACUCUUAGUGAAAGCACCAAACCAAGGUUGCCCAGGAUUAAUUCUGCUGAGUCCAUGGAGAUAUGGGCUAGCCAACAGAAGGGAAAUAAGCUGUAUCUUGUUUUGAUCAGUCUUCAUGGUCUCAUACGUGGUGAAAACAUGGAGCUCGGUCGCGAUUCUGAUACCGGUGGCCAGGUUAAAUAUGUUGUAGAACUUGCACGCGCCUUGGGUUCAAUGCCAGGAGUUUAUAGGGUUGACUUGCUUACUAGACAAGUGUCUUCACCAGAUGUUGACUAUAGCUAUGGCGAACCGACGGAGAUGCUGACUCCUAGAGAUUCUGAAGAUUACUCGGACGAGAGGGGGGAGAGUAGCGGUGCUUAUAUUGUGAGAAUACCAUUUGGUCCAAAGGACAAGUAUAUUCCAAAAGAACUUCUAUGGCCUCACAUUGCUGAAUUUGUUGAUGGUGCUAUGAACCACAUCAUGCAAAUGUCAAAUGUUCUCGGCGAGCAAGUUGGUGUUGGGAAGCCUAUUUGGCCUGCUGCCAUCCAUGGACACUAUGCUGAUGCUGGUGACGCCGCUGCUUUGCUCUCCGGUGCACUUAAUGUGCCUAUGCUCCUUACUGGCCACUCACUUGGUCGGGAUAAGUUAGAGCAGCUUUUGAGACAAGGCCGCCUUUCAAAAGAAGAAAUCAAUUCUACUUACAAGAUUAUGCGUCGAAUAGAGGGUGAGGAAUUAUCUCUUGAUGUUUCUGAAAUGGUAAUAACUAGCACGCGACAGGAAAUCGAUGAGCAAUGGAGAUUGUAUGAUGGUUUUGACCCCAUAUUGGAGCGCAAAUUGCGAGCUCGGAUGAAGCGGAAUGUUAGCUGCUAUGGACGGUUCAUGCCUCGCAUGGUUAAAAUUCCACCUGGGAUGGAGUUCAAUCAUAUUGUCCCACAUGGUGGUGAUAUUGAAGACACAGAUGGGAAUGAGGAACAUCCAACUUCUCCAGAUCCACCAAUAUGGGCUGAGAUAAUGCGUUUCUUUUCAAAUUCCCGAAAGCCUAUGAUACUUGCCCUUGCGAGGCCCGAUCCAAAAAAGAAUAUCACAACGUUAGUGAAGGCAUUUGGAGAAUGCCGUCCACUGAGAGAGCUUGCUAACCUGGCACUUAUUAUGGGGAACCGAGAUGGGAUUGAUGAAAUGUCCAGCACAAGUUCUUCGGUUCUCCUUUCUGUUCUAAAGCUAAUUGACAAGUAUGAUCUCUAUGGUCAAGUUGCGUAUCCUAAACAUCACAAACAGUCGGAUGUUCCAGACAUAUAUCGCCUUGCUGCAAAGUCGAAGGGUGUUUUUAUCAAUCCUGCUAUCAUUGAACCAUUUGGACUUACUCUAAUAGAGGCUGCAGCUCAUGGUUUGCCUAUGGUUGCUACACAAAAUGGUGGUCCUGUAGAUAUACACCGGGUCCUGGACAAUGGCCUUCUCGUGGAUCCUCAUGAUCAGCAGUCUAUUUCUGCAGCUCUUCUUAAGCUUGUUGCUGAUAAGCACCUAUGGUCAAAGUGUCGCCAAAACGGGUUGAAGAAUAUUCACCAAUUCUCUUGGCCAGAGCACUGCAAAACUUAUCUAUCUCGCAUAACCAGCUUCAAACCAAGACAUCCGCAAUGGCAAAGUGAUGAUGGCGGUGAUAAUUCAGAACCCGAGUCACCUAGUGAUUCUUUGAGAGAUAUACAAGAUAUAUCCUUGAACUUAAAGUUUUCAUUUGACGGAAGUGGGAAUGAUAAUUACAUGAACCAAGAAGGGAGCUCCAUGGACAGGAAGAGCAAAAUCGAAGCUGCUGUCCAAAAUUGGUCUAAAGGCAAAGAUAGCCGCAAAAUGGGAUCACUGGAGAGGUCAGAGGUUAACUCUGGAAAAUUCCCGGCGGUGCGGAGAAGGAAGUUCAUUGUUGUUAUUGCUAUUGAUUUUGAUGGGGAGCAAGACACGCUAGAGGCUACAAGAAGGAUUCUUGAUGCGGUUGAAAAGGAAAGAGCUGAUGGAUCUGUUGGAUUCAUACUGUCGACAUCUCUAACGAUCUCUGAGAUACAAUCUUUCUUGGUGUCAGGGGGCUUAAACCCUAAUGAUUUUGACGCUUUCAUAUGCAACAGCGGCAGCGAUCUCCACUACACAUCCCUCAACAACGAAGACGGUCCUUUUGUUGUUGACUUUUACUACCACUCUCAUAUAGAAUAUAGGUGGGGUGGUGAAGGGCUGAGGAAGACUUUGAUCCGUUGGGCAUCUUCACUUAACGAUAAAAAGGCUGAAAAAGACGAGCAGAUAGUCACUCUUGCUCGCUAACCGGAGCUAUCCUCUCACCGAUGUGAUCUCCUUAGAGAGCAGCAACGUGGUUCACGCACCGGCAGAUUCGGAUGUUCGUGAUGCCCUGAAGAAACUAGAGCUUAUCAAGGAGUGAGAGCCUGAAAUAAGAGGAACAGAAUUCCAAUCAUCAAUGGUUGGUACAAAAUGCGAACUAUCUUUUUCAAUUGACCACAUGGUUUGGUGUGUUUGCUACUUCGUCGUACAUAAGCUGCCGGAAAUACCAAACUCUUCUCCAUAUGGUUGUCUUUUUGACACCCACCGGAUUUUACUAAAUUUAUGCAAAGUAUUGUAAUAAAUAAUAAGAGCAUAUUCCCGGUAUUUAUUUAAUUAAGAGAACAAAAUUAAAUACA